Molecule: messenger RNA, 1206 nt
Organism: Caenorhabditis bovis
Lineage: Eukaryota; Metazoa; Nematoda; Chromadorea; Rhabditida; Rhabditidae
Source: the annotation of a GenBank genome assembly
AUGUCACAAACCGAAACCGAAGCGGAUGUUCCGAUUGGAAAAUCGCCAAAUCCAGCGCUAUCAUGUGAAAUGUGCCAAAAUUAUGAGAUCAAUUUAACAAAUCUUCAGAACGAUGAGAGAAAAAUCAAGGAGGAAUUAAAUGCGGCUCGACAAUUAACCGAACGCUAUGAAUCGGAUUUAUCAAAAGAGCGCGAAUAUCGAAAAGAGAUGGAGAGAAAAAUGUCGGAACUAUCCGCACAAACCAACGAUAAAGUCAAUGAGGCGGUCAAGCUCAAUUUCCAGUUGGAGCAAAAGUUGAGCGAAUUAAAAGCCAAACACGAGAAAGCCGUUGAAGCGUUCACCGAUCAACUCAACAACGCGCAUUUAACAAUAAAAGAUCGCGAGUGCGAGUUCGCCGAGUUCUUCGAGAAAUACCAAAAAUUGUUGGGCGUCAACAAAAAAUCGGCGAACCAAAUGAGCACCGAGGAGAUCGAGCUGCCCGCCGACGUUGAGCAGCUUCAAUUCAUUUGUCUGAAAACGCGAGAAGAGCUGAUUCAGGAGAAAUCGGCGAAAGAGCAUCUCGAGCAGACGUUGACCGAUGAAGUGGCAAUGUUACGAGAACAGCUAAAAGAGGAGCGAGCUGCUCGACAGGCGAGCGAUAGAGAUUACAUGGAGCAGAUCAAUGGACUUCAGACGAGUUUGGGAGUGGCGAAUAGCAAGAUCUCGUCAACGGCGAACGCUCUCGCCCAACAUGACGCCAUGCGUCGACAAAUUCACGAUUUGCAAACGACGAUCGGCGAGCUGGAGGACCAGGUGAAGCAAGUGCAGAACGAGAGAGCCGCUGUCGAGAUGACCGCGCAAAACUACAAGCAACGCUGCGCGAAUCUUCAAAACGAGCUCGAGACGUCCGAAAUUGUGCAAAAAGAUUUUGUGAAACUUUCGCAAAGUCUACAAAUCGAAUUGGAGAAGAUUCGACAAUCCGAGCAGGAGGUUCGAUGGCAAUGGGACGAGGACGUUGAAAAAUGCACAGGAUGUGAGACAUCUGUUGUAAAAUUGAAGCCAAGGCCACACUGUAUGCAUUGCGGAAAAAUAUUCUGCACUAAUUGCUUGAAUCAAGUCGUCAAAAGUGGUCCGAAUCAAAGGCCGGCGAACGUGUGCCACGUGUGUCACACAUUGCUCAACCCAGAUUCGAAGCCAUUCUUCGCCACUCAGGAUGUCAAAAAAUGA